This is a messenger RNA of Spodoptera litura, 1591 nucleotides long. RefSeq names its product ras-related protein Rap1. Lineage: Eukaryota; Metazoa; Arthropoda; Insecta; Lepidoptera; Noctuidae. Gene Ontology annotation, cellular component: plasma membrane. The record is from RefSeq and is a predicted model, not a curated record. Gene Ontology annotation, molecular function: calcium channel regulator activity; GTP binding; GTPase activity.
AUGCCCUGUAGUUACGGGAAAAUAGAAAAUAUUUACUACCACCCCUUCUCUUGCCACGGGUAUUUAAUUCUACCAGCAUCAGAUCGGUCUCCAUUCGAUGGUUCCUGCUGCUCCGGCUACCGGCCUGUGGACUCCGCCAGUCUGGACACUCCUGAUGAAGACGAGAUGGACCCGAUACCAAAAUACAGGGUGGUGUUACUCGGCGACGCUGGCGUAGGCAAGACAGCUUUAGUGUCUCAAUUCAUGACGUCAGAGUACAUGAACACAUACGACGCAAGUUUGGACGACGAAUUCGGUGAGAAGUCAGUGUCUGUUCUGCUGGAUGGAGAAGAAUCCGAGAUGAUUUUCAUUGAUCACCCUAGUACUGAGAUGUCGGUAGAGAACUGCCUCUCAACAUAUGAACCCCAUGCUUGCGUCGUGGUCUACUCCGUGGUGGCCAAGAGCUCCUUCACCCGCGCCGCCGAGUUACUGGCAUACCUCGCCCGGGAACAGUUCACUGUGGAACGAACUGUUGUGCUUGUAGGGAACAAGGCCGACCUGGCUAGAGCUAGACAGGUUUCUACUAAUGAGGGUAAAGCACUGGCGACGUCAAGAGACUGCAAGUUCAUAGAGACAUCAUCAGGGAUCCAGCACAAUGUGGACGAGCUACUGGUUGGUAUCCUCAAGCAAAUUCGACUGAAAGAGAGCAGGGAUAAGAAACACGCCAAAAAAACUGGAAAACAGGACACGAAGCAGCCUAAACUAGCCAGUUCGCGCACACACAUAUCGCUCAGCAUCGCAAGGGAAUUACUGCAAAAGAUCUGCAUAAACGACAUCUCUAAAUCGAAGUCUUGCGAGAACUUGCACGUCCUGUAAUCUUCUAUGCUCCUGGUACCUUAUAAAUGUUGUAGAUGUUUUCUCUUAAUGUUAAUUGUAUAGAGGAUUCUUCCUUCUAAUUUUACUAUCUCGUGUUUUAAUCAAUGUUCGACUGGUUAUAAACUAAGGUUGAUUCUGUCGGGUAUACGAUAAGCGCUGUAGAUACCUGCUUUGUUACUGGAAUUUUAAUAUAACCAAUCUCUCUGGAAGCUCGUCAGAUGCAGAUUCCAAUUUACUGCAGAAAAUUCCUUGAAAGACUUUCCCUUUGACAUCCCAUUUAAUCUUUUUUACAAAAUGAUCCAGUAAUUUCUAUUCACUAUAGUUAACUUUCGCAAAUGCCGUAUUGUGUCAAGAAAAAGCAGACGUUUUUCCUCUAAACCAUUUACGUCACGUCGAAUAAUUUAUGGCCGAUGUUAUAAAAAGAAUAUUCGUUUGAAAAGUGGGGAAAAUCCGGAGACCCUUGGAAAAAGCGUUGAUUUUCAUACAAAAUAUUCUUAUUUCGAAGGGAAAAUGCCUAAAUAAUAUUAUAUUCUCGGUCAAUUUCAUAUCAUAUGGGUUCAACAAACAAUAGCUUGGCAAUAUCGCGAUCGAUUUUUUGGUCAUAUGAAAGACAUUCGAGAAAUUCAUAUAAAUCAGCGUCCAAAUUUAUUGUAUUCCAUCCAUUCAUUGUUGUAAUAAGGUUUCGUUGUCUGGAUUUGAUGAAUUCUUGAGCCCGUCUCUCUUUUAACAUUUAUAA